Molecule: messenger RNA, 492 nt
Organism: Trichomonas vaginalis G3
Lineage: Eukaryota; Parabasalia; Trichomonadida; Trichomonadidae
Product: adenosine specific kinase family
Exons: 1
Coding region: 1-492 (163 amino acids)
Source: RefSeq, a predicted model, not a curated record
AUGUCAGUCGAAUUUGAAAUUGUUCAAGUCGAAAAUCCAAACGAGCUCAACUUAAUCUUCGGCCAAUCACACUUCAUUAAGACUGUUGAGGACAUCUACGAGUGCCUUAUUUCCAGUGCAAUGGGAAUCAAGUUCGGUGUUGCCUUCUGCGAGGCUUCCGGCCCAUGCCUUAUCCGCAAGGCUGGCAAUGAUGACGAGCUUGUUGAGCUUGCUGUCAAGAAUGCUCAAAAGAUCGGUUGCGGCCACUCUUUCAUCAUCUUCCUCAAGAAUGCAUUCCCAAUCAACGUUUUACACGCCCUCCGCACAGUCCCAGAGAUUGUUAACUUCUACUGCGCUACAGCUAACUCACUCCAGGUCAUCGUUGCUAAGACAGCACAAGGCCGUGGUGUUUCCAGCGUUAUCGAUGGCUUUGCACCAAAGGGUGUUGAAGGAGAGAAGGAAACACAGGAACGCAAGGACUUCCUCCGCAUGAUCGGCUACAAAUGCAAGUAA